GAAAAAACCAAAGGAUAAGGUGGAGCGAGCAGAUGGCAGGAGUCAGAUAAAAAGGUGUUUGGCGCGGGGGGGAGCGACUAUUUGAGACAGGGAAAGGGCCAUACCACGACGACGACGACGAUGAUGAUGAUGGUGGUGGUGCCUCACAACACCGGGACCAUGCAGAGCUCCAGGCUGCUCAGCGGGGCUCUCCUCUGCGCACUGCUGCUGCUCUCCGGCGUCGCUGGAGCUCAAGUGUUGGACACCGAAUCCGAAGAGGAGCUGAGCCCCAGAGCUCUGCGGGACUUUUAUCCGAAAGGUCCGAACCUGACAAGUGAGAAGCAGCUGCUUGGAGCUCUCCAAGAAGUUCUUGAAAAGCUGCAGGCUAAACGCCUGCCUUUAUGGGAAAAGAAAUUCGGCCAAGUCCCAACGUGUGAUGUCGGGGAGCAGUGCGCCGUGAGGAAAGGCGCACGGAUCGGCAAGAUGUGCGACUGUCCCCGGGGAGCUUUCUGCAACUUUUUCCUGCUGAAGUGCUUAUGAGCCUGAAUCUGAAUGUAGCUUUGAGAUGAGAUGAGCAGGAAAAAAAAACUGUCACUCGAUUCCUUUGUAAUUAUUGUCAUAUUUUUUUAUAAUACAGCUGAGGAGCAGGUGCGGUGACUGCCCAACCCUUACGAAAAAGAACUAUAGUAGUUCUAUGAUAAAUAUAUAUUUUAAAAUAUUACUAUAAGUCUCUGUAAGGAUAUUAUGGUGAUGUACAGAAAAAGAGAGAGAAUAAGGUUCCUGUAAAUAUCCAGAACCACUUUAUGUCUGUAGUAAACCCACAGGAUCAUUGUUGUGAUGUAAUAGGAGUAAGAAAUCAUCCACAAUGCGCCAUAACCUCACCAACGUUAUGGGAAUAUUAUAGUGAUUGAAAUCCAGAACUAUUUUGUUUCAGAUGAAUGUUUGUGUAUGACUCAUGAUAAUAGUAACAAUAAACUGUGGAUCAUCUUGUUUUGUAAAGCA
Larimichthys crocea (large yellow croaker) is the source of this 981-nucleotide messenger RNA. It is a transcript of the gene cart3, whose product is annotated as cocaine- and amphetamine-regulated transcript 3. The transcript has 3 exons. Lineage: Eukaryota; Metazoa; Chordata; Actinopteri; Sciaenidae. Gene Ontology annotation, biological process: positive regulation of MAPK cascade; adult feeding behavior; cellular response to starvation. The record is from RefSeq and is a predicted model, not a curated record. The coding region runs from base 121 to 519 and encodes 132 amino acids. Gene Ontology annotation, molecular function: neuropeptide hormone activity.